Messenger RNA from Aaosphaeria arxii CBS 175.79, 2564 nucleotides. RefSeq lists its product as uncharacterized. The transcript is spliced from 4 exons. The coding region runs from base 366 to 2501 and encodes 711 amino acids. Lineage: Eukaryota; Fungi; Ascomycota; Dothideomycetes; Pleosporales. The record is from RefSeq and is a predicted model, not a curated record.
CUCUCCUGAGAGUUUUAACACCCGCCGCCCACUCUCUUUCCCUUCUUUUCCAAAACCUCAAACUCUUUAAUGCCGUUUGCGAUCCAUUUGUCACUCAUUUGACCUCUUGUCUAUAGCACAUUCUUGUCACUCUUUAACAAUUCACCUUUUCUCCAUUCCCCCCCCCUCUUUUAUUUCAUUGUCCUUUCUUUGAUUUUCUAUAUUGAUUUUAUUUUUAUUUUUGGUAUCAACUCCAUAUUUCCUCCGAUAAGUUUACUCUUUAAUGCUCGGCUUUAUGUCGUUCGGACCCGUCUACGGCUUCACGUAUCACAGCUCAUGAUCGAGUCCGGCACUAUCACCACAUUCAUUACGAACAUCUCUACAGCAUGUCUUCCAUUGCCGAUCGUGGCACUUCCGGUCACAGUUCUCCAUCGUUAUCGCCAUUGCCCUCGCCGCUCGCGCAUGGCCCAAAAUUCUCACCACCAAAAUCCAGAAACACCUCUCCUAUCCGGAGGCCACUUCACGACCGUUCCAAUUCGCAAUCCAACCAACACCUUGGCCCAACCAUACGCAUAGUCGAGGAUCCUGGAGCUGAGGUCUACGAAAAGACACCCUUUCCCAGUCAAGCGUCGCAAAUACUACCACCUCUUAAGAAGCCAGGGUAUUCGUUCGAGGGCCGGGGUUCUCGUGUUUCAGAUGAGAAUCAGGUUGCCCAUGCGGUCGCAAAGAUCGAGGCAUCCCAGACCUUGGUUCCAAAACCCUUGCUGCACAGGAAAGCAAUUAGACAUUCAACAUCGACUAGCAUUUCCGAUGCGGACACAUUGGUGGCUUCGUCGUUUUCACCAUCCUCCAGUCGAUUCUCUCAAGGUAGCACAUCCCCGUCAGAGGUCUACGCCGACGAAAAGGGAUUGGAGGUACUUCAGGAGAACGUUCCCCUUCCACCCUUCCAACCGAUCCCUCAAUCGACCAUUCGAGCUGUCCCUCCUUCGUCUUCUUCCAAAGAGGACCCGCUCGAAGGCCACGCAUUGACACCAAGGGCUUCUGCCGCAUCGCUUGCCUCAACUGCCUCCGUCGACACCUUAUCUCCCCCUCCCUCCUCCGCCAACUGGCAAGCUGCCUCACAACCAUCGUCGUCUGGUACCGACCACAGGAAGCCGGCUUCAUCCACUAAUCAGGAACCACAACGACCUACUCAAAAGCCAUCGACAGAAUCUUUUGCCUUCUCCGACUCCUCCUCCUACAGCGAACGACCAAGCACAUCCUCACAUCCCUCCCCAACCAUCCAUGCCGCACGUCAAGUCAGUCUCUCGAGCGGAGUUCGACUUCACUACCCCAUCGUACGAGCCCCCUCGGCCAGCAGCUUACGGGCUUCGUCGGAGAACCUACCAAGCAUCACCUCACGAAUGAACAACCGCGCUUCCCAGAUACAUCAAUGGAGUUCGCAGCUUUCGACGAUCCAUUCCGAGUCGGACCGUGGCUCGCGAUCGAUUGAACGAAGUUCGCGCUCUUUUGAUGCGCGGUCGCAAUCGCAAGACUAUCAUGUCAGCAAUGGGAGGGAAAACAUUCCUCGUAUGAGGCGACAGACGGUCGGUAGCGUCUCAUCAUCCGACAACAUCUCUACGAGUCAUACCGAAUCCUCAUCAGUAGCUGUUCCUCUACCUUUGUUCUCGCCUAUCACGGGACCUUCGCAUGAAGAGAGAGAUUCUAGCGACGAGCGUCAUGAUACCAUUUCUCCUCUCCAAUCGCCUCCGUUGAGAACUAAGCGCUCCUUCUUGAAAAGACACGAUUCCGAUUCGCGCUCUAGCUCCUCUCGCCCAGGCUCGGCUCAAUCUGAUUUCUCUACAUUCAUCGCCAACACUAUCCCUCCAUGGGCUCGAGUUUACUAUCGGCGAGAUCGAAAUUCAUUGGGUGCCCCGGACUCGGCAACUGAAUCCACCGAUAGUUUGCGAUUACAGACAGGGCACAGUGGUAGAACAAACACACCUUCCGAAGGUAACUUCCCCUUGAGCAUAUAUCGACCCCGCAAUCGGCCACACCAACGGAUGUCUCACCCAGAGACCAUGUCAAUGUCAGACAGAAGUGCCGUGGAGCAAGAAAUAUAUGUCAUUGAACGCCCGCGGCGUGCCAUGGUUGGGCCAUGCACGCCUCGUCUUCAAAAGGAUCGGCGAAGUCAAGCACGCCUCAGCGCCUGGAAAGCGCCUUCAUUCGAUGACUCUCUUGGGACGUUACUCUUCAGUCGUCAAAAUCGUCAAGUAUGGCUGUUUUGCCUCGGCUUCAUCCUUCCUCUCGCAUGGAUGGUCGCAUCGUUCCUUCCGCUGCCCCCUGACCCUGAACUGUGUCCUUCAACGCCGAAUCCAGCUGAUAUCGAGGGCCAAUACGACCGAACCUUUGGGCCGGUCGACGAUCGAUCUUAUCAAAAAGCGAAUUGGUGGCGCAACCUCAAUCGAAUAAUGUCUGCAAUUGGUACACUUCUCAUUGGUGUCAUCAUUGCAUUGGCAAUACUCGCAUCUAGGAUGUCCUAGUCUUGCUCCUAGGUCUCUUUCAUACUACGAACGAUUUCCAUCUCUUCUACCUUCUGGUCACGC